This is a messenger RNA of Protopterus annectens (West African lungfish), 2300 nucleotides long. RefSeq names its product transcription factor AP-4 (gene TFAP4). NCBI's taxonomy places the organism in Eukaryota, Metazoa, Chordata, Ceratodontiformes, Protopteridae. Bases 516 to 1391 code for a protein of 291 amino acids. The transcript is spliced from 6 exons. The record is from RefSeq and is a predicted model, not a curated record.
AGAACAACACAACAACCAGUUCUCAGACGUCCUCGUCUCCCCAGCAGUGAGGGUUCUCUCAGCUGUACCGCCCCGCCCCCUGCGGCUCCGGCUGUUGUUGCGAUCGUUGCCAGCUCGUCAGCUGAUGGGCCGUCUCACCUGUAGUGGCGGACUAACUCAAGACUGGCACUCCCGGCUGUGGUUUAAUGAUUUUUUUCUGCCCGUUCAUCUUACCUAUUCUUAACUAUCUUGUUUCAUUACAAGAGCCACUGAUUACUUUUAUACUGUCUGCGAGGGUGGAAGACCACUCAAAGAAAAAACGGCAGUUAAGUUAGUACACAAAAUAGUCCUUUGUUUACAUGCAGUGUCUUACUCGGCGGAGGGAGGCGGUGCAUUGCAACCCGACCAGCUGUUUCCCGCCUUGAAUCGGCUGUCCGAUCAGCUGCAGAGGAUCGCGAGUCUGUAGUGUGAGCGCGAGGUAUACACAGUAAGACAGCGCUAGCCGCUCUUUUAAGAUCAGGGAGGUCUUUACCGUUAUGGAAUACUUUAUGGUGCCCACGCAGAAGGUGCCUUCGCUGCAGCACUUCAGAAAAACAGAGAAGGAGGUGAUCGGUGGACUGUGCAGGUUCGUGCCUUGUGCUUUCCAUGCUUGUUCACUACAGCUUGUGUGUGGCUAUACAUGGCAACCGCCCCUUCGAUACUAUGUGUCUGUGCACCAAGUGACUGAAGUUCAGAUUGCGACUUGGGAGUACAGUGGUUCUUCACCAAAGCGGAGGAGAGCGGAAGAUAAGGAUGAGGGGAUUGGUUCUCCAGAUAUCUGGGAAGAUGAUAAAGUAGAAGAUAUACGAAGAGAGAUGAUAGAAUUGCGACAGCAGUUGGAUAAAGAACGUUCUGUCCGGAUGAUGUUGGAGGAGCAGGUACGGGUACGUACAUUGGAGGCCCACUUGUACCCCGAGAAGCUGAAGGUGAUUGCUCAGCAGGUACAUCAGCAGGAAGAACAGGUGCGAUUUCUACAGCAGCAGGACCAAUUGGAGCAAGAGCAGCAGCUUCAAACCCAGCUUUUACCAGCACACGUUGCACCAGCUCCCACUCAUCAUCCUACUGUGAUUGUACCAGCACCUCCCCUUCCUCCCCAUCACGUCAAUGUUGUCACCAUGGGUCCCACUUCUGUGAUUAAUACAAUCUCCACGUCCAGACAAAACCUAGACACCAUUGUACAGGCAAUUCAGCAUAUCGAAGGAACACAGGAGAAACAGCAAGAUGAUGAGCAAAGGUGUGCGGUCAUUGUGAAACCUAUAAGACCAUGGCCAGAACCUACUGACUCUGACACUGCCUCUGACACUGAGGGAGAAGAAAGUGAUGCAAUGGAGCAGGGAAAAGAGAAUCUCUUGGGAGAACAUGAUCUUCCCUGACACCACUGACAUGCUGCUGUAGAGCAGAUAAUAUGAUACAUUUCUUUUUAAAAGAAAAACUUUGGUCUCUUUUCAGACCAUCCCAGUACUGUUUCAAAAGUUGAAAAAAUGUUUGCAGCUAAACAAAAGAUGGGGUAUGCACUUCUACAGGACAGUAUCCAUUGUUCAGUCUGAUCCAAAAGCUGGCUUGUUUAUAUGGCACUGAAAAAGCAUAGUUUAACAUUCAUUACAAAAACUGGAGUUUGCUGCGUAGUGUCCAUUUGAAAUGGAUGGUUUGGCUUGCUUUGAUUGUUGCAGAUGAUGGUGGUAGUGAGUGGUGCAAUUUCUGAGUACCAUUUGAAGCAAGAGACUAAGAAAAUGAAUUGCUUUCUCUGCUAAGGAUGUUGAACAGUGCCCAUUUCCUUUGAAAUAUACAUGGAUGUAUCGCCUGCCUUUUCUGCAGGUAGGUGCCUCCGGUGCCCUCUGGGGCAGAAUGCUCAGAUUAGAGUCUCCUGCAAAACUUGAGAUCCAUUUUAGAGAGAGCAAGCAAGUGCAGGUGGACAAUGCCCUGAAGUAAUAUGGGUCUAUUUUAACUGGAUUGGUUGUUUUCUAAGCACUUAAAACGUUAAUGAAUGCAGUGCAGGAAACUCCCUUGCUGUGACAGUGUGUGGCCCCCAACAUGCCCUGUCCCCUCCCUUGGUGUAUUUGCUGUAGAUUUUAGUCCUUUUUGUAUAGUGUCUGUAUAACUGUAGCAGUAUCACCCUGCCCCAUCCCUGUAAGACAUUUUUAUCUUUUUUUAUUUUAUUUUUGUUAUGAGUGCUCGUGUCACGGAAAAGCUAUUAUAUUUUGUUAAGAAAGUGGGGAAAACUAAAAAAAGAGGCAUAUUCGCCCUUCACUGAAUAAAAUAAAGUUUAUACUUUGUUUUGUAUA